UGCACGCACGCACACACCGAGGGUACACAUUGGCGCACGGCCAACAGCGAAUUCGUUCGCCGGCUCCCAACAAGAACGCGUCGUCGCCGACAUACACAGCGUGAGCGCCAACCUAACCGAGAGGGAAUACCACACAUAUAGAUAUACACUGCUAUCAAUCCUACGGUCGUGGACGUAUCGUUCGUGGAAAUGGCCGGGGAAAAGCGCAGCCAGGAUCAGGAAGAGACCUUAAUCGCGAGCACGGUGCUCGUCGACAUCGAGGGCACCACCACGAGCAUCAGCUUCGUCAAGGAAACCCUCUUCCCCUACGUGCGCCAAAAUUUGAAAGAUUACAUCGAGUCGAAGUGGGAGGAUGAAGAGUUCAAACAGGAUUAUGAAAAGUUGAAAGAACAGGCAAAAAAGGAUGAAGAAGACAAAGCAGAUGGCUUUGUAGCAAUUAUCGGUGAUAAGCCUGAAGAAGAAAAAGAUUCUCUUUUAAAAAAUAUCUUCUGGCAAAUGGAUAAUGAUCGUAAAACUGGUGCAUUGAAGCAAUUGCAAGGACAUAUAUGGCGUCAGGCAUAUGAAACGGGCGCAGUUAAAGCUCACGUUUAUGAAGAUGUCCCUAAAGCGCUUGAAUCGUGGACGAACGAUGGCAAAAAAAUAUAUGUCUACUCAAGUGGCAGUGUUGAAGCGCAGAAACUUCUAUUUGGACACGCUGAACAAGGAAAUAUGCUUAAGUAUUUCAGUGGUUUCUUUGACACAGAAGUAGGUGCAAAGCAAGAAACUGACAGCUACAGAAAUAUUCUAAGCAAAAUCAAUGAAAAACCAUCCAAUGUUAUUUUCCUUACUGAUAUUGUAAAAGAAGCCGCAGCUGCCAAGGAAGCAGGUUUAUCGACAGUCAUCGUAAUACGCGAGGGUAAUGCCGCCCUGACUGAUGAAGAGAAAACUACAUUUACCACUAUUAACUCCUUCUUGGAUUUGACAUUUCAAACAGCUGCAAAGCGACAAAAGUUAGAGACAGCGGAUAAAAAAGUUGACGAAGGUACGACUGAUGUCAGUGAGCCAAUGGAUACCUCUGAGGAUGUGGAAAUGUCCGACGUUACUGACAAAAAAGUCGAAAAAAACGAUGCGAAGGAGGUAACCGAAUCAGAAGCAACCGAGCAUAUAAAGAAUCAGUCAUCGACAGACGAAUCAACUUCCUCAGCGCAAAAGGAGGAAUCGAUGGUGGUUGUGAAAGAUUCUUCAAAUACUGAACAAGAGGCUCAGACUGCAGAAACGACAGAGGCUGAUGUAAAAUCCGAAGAUACAAAAGAGAAAAUGGACGUUUCUGAGAGCACAGAACAAACUGUAAAGGAUGAUAACGUCGUGGCGCCGGCCACGAAGGAGAGCGAUAAAAUCGCUGCGUCAGAAAAGACUGAAGAAAACGUAGAUACAGCGGCAAUUGAGGUUACUCCCGUUGUUGAUGACUCUAUGGACACAACUGUGCCAGAGUCUGCAUCAAAGUCUGAAAGUGCUUCCACGUCUAAUGAGAAAAAGACUGAAGAAUCUACAGACGUCGCAAAAGAUGCACAAUCCGAGAUUGUCGAUAAAACUCAACCGGCCGAGAAUGAUAAAAAGGCUGAUGAAAAGGUUGCUUCAGAGACACAAGUUUGUGACAAAAAUGCAGCGGAUAAAUCUGAGGAGUCCGUGACAACAGAGAAGGAUGAAGUAAAGGAAGAGGCAAAAACUGUUCCCGGCACAUCUGAAAGCGAAGAAAUUUCGGCAAAGAGUGAACAAGAAGAAGUAACCAAAAUGGAGACGAUUGCAACAGACGUGACUGAAAAUGGAGAAACUACGGAGGUAGCUGUGGAAAAAACUACAGUAACAGAACCGGAAGCAACAACUAGCACGACAGACGCAAAGAGAGAAGCGUCACAGUCGAACGAAGUAGCCCUAGAAAAGAGUUUAGAAGUAGCCGCAGAAUCAGAAAAGGUUGAUGAAAAAACGCCACAAGGCGUGGAACCUGACGAAGAGACGGUGGCGACUGACGCCGAGAAAUGCGAGAAUGAAACUACGAAGCAGGAGCCAACAAACGAGACAGUGAAAGAAGAGAAUGUAGUGGACGUGAAGGACAAAAAUACAGUGGAUUCGGAAAAGCAAAAACUCAACGGUACCACGCAAAACGGGAAUACGGAGGUGCCAGUGUUGGACGACAAAUUGCACAGUAACGGACUGAACGAGGGCCCGUCGAAGGAAACUACGAGCGAAGACGCGGCGGCGGCACAAAAUGGCGAGGCCGAGAGUUCGUCGGAAAGUAGUGCAGAGUCCAUAAAAGUUAAAAAGGUCGUCGAUUCCGCCGUGGCUGACGGUGCCGGAGAACCCGAUGUUGUUCCUCCUGUAGUCGUAGCGACGUCUUAACUUUGUUCUUAUACAGUUUAAGGAGCCCUACAUGCAUAACCCCAAUCCACAAGUACUUAUUCGCAGGUAUAAACUGAUAAAUUGAUUCCAUAUACUUUACGUAAAACGUACCACGUCGAAGAUGUAACGCGCUAUUUAAGAUGCAGUUCGUAAAACUACCGUUCGUUUCGGCGGCUAUAAUGAGACAAAAAAAAAGAGGUAGGAGAAUAAUACGAAAGACGCAGCGUAUUUCAGAUUCGAUUGUCCUUUAGAUGUUACGAUAGCUGUACAUUUUACUUUUCUUUAUGAUGGCUGACUUUUCUUUAUUUGUAUGGUGCCGAUGUCGUUAACGUUUUAUGUUAACUCGUAUGUACACGCCGAGUGAUACUGCCCUAUAUCACGAAAACCGGCUUCUAUCGUUAGUUUUUUUCGCGUUUACUUUCUCCGAUAACGAUCUGCCUUCGAUCAUUGCGACAGUUUUUACAAACGGAGGUAGUGACUUAUUACAAUUAAACACGCAGAAUUUUCUUAGCUGUAAUCUCGCGCGUGAUCGAACUAGAAGCGAUCGAACGUGUCAUCCCCGCUGUAAUCGAUUAUUAUGUGUUUUUUGAGUCUUCUUCUUUUUUUCUUUUCAAAUACUACUAUUACUCUUUAUAACACAGGUAUUGACAUCUUUUUUAUACCGCCUAAACAGGAUUGAUUAUACGUGGAAACUGAUAGAAUAGGUAAUUCCAACAUAGUUGCAGUACGUUAAAAUGUCGACUGUAUCUGUGCCAAAUGAAUUCGACGCUUUGUGAAGUCCCCCCCUCUCUUGCUUCCUCAUUUUGUGUCUUAGGCUUUUAUUUUUCUUUUUUAUUCUUUUUUUUUUCUCUUUUUUUUUUAAUGAUAUGAUGUACGAUACUAAGGAACCUUUGGUAGAUGUUUUAUUGCUACAACCAUAAAACGUUGACUUAAUUAUUUCUUAAGACUGAAUUGGUAACUCCUCGAACAGUCACUGACUUUAGAUUAUAUCAUAUAGACUUUCGUCGCAUACAACUCAAUCUUAAUUUUGUCAACUGAUAAACAAUGCAUUUCGAGUUUCACUCGAAAUUGUUAUUGUAAAUACAUCACGCAGUGAACUUCAGUCGAUUAUGUUAGUUUUGCUCAUCGCGUUUUUGUUAAGGUAAUUAGGACUUCUUUUUUUCUUUUUAAUAUUAGCGCUUCUUGCAUCGAUACGCUUUCUGCCAUCGUUUUGUCUGCCUAACAUGGUUCGCGUAGUGUUAUUCUUCUUUAGUGACGUUAACACAAAACCGUUAACGAAUUAUGUCGCGAAACAUCAUUUGUUGGAAAAAGAAGUUAUCUUCUACCUUCGCGGUUUAGUAUCCAAGCAUUUUGCAAUUUAGUUCGCAAUUGCUCAAAGGCGAAUGGCUCUCGUUGAUUAUACGAGUAAAAACCGACUUAGUAUUAGUAAAUUGUGGUGUUUUCGUAAAUAAUGAUAUCAUGAAUGAAUUAAAAAUAAGGUCAACGUUAUUUACGUUUAUGAUUAAACUCUAUAUUAGUAUUGCAUAAAUUAUAUGACUAAAAAUCUCAAUAUUUAAUCGUGUAAUCAAUUGGACGCAUUCUCUUCUAUGUUGAAUCACGAUGUGACUUUGAAACAUUCGUGAAAGAGCAUAUCGAUUCGUAGAUUUACUCUGUCAUUCCUGUAAACUAAUGAACUCGAUGAUUGAAUGUGAAUGAUCGCGCAAAGUCUACGCGUAUAGCUUUUACAUUAUUGCUUUGCAUGUAACCUAAGUAGAUGGAUACCCUUGAUUGACAAUUUUUCGCUGCCUGUUGACACAAAGAUUGUAAGAUUCCUCAAAGUUCUCGAAUUUCUCGAAAGCUUCUCUCGAAAAAGAAAAGAUAUAUGUGUAUAUUUGACGAAUAAACUACAAAAGAAACAUACAUAUAUAUUUCUUUGUGGUUUUCAACUAUCGCAAGUUUGGAAAACUCAAUAGAAAGAGGUGAUUUAAGAUUUAAGACGUAAGAUAUUUCAGUGAUAAUACAAGAAAGCGUCUACAAGGACAGCUGUUUAUCGAGUGAAGGAAAGAAGAGGAGAAGGAAAAAUUGAAGUAGAUAUGAGCAGCGUUAAGCAAACGCUGUUUUGUAUCAUCUAGUCACUUAAAUUACGUGCGAAGCACUAAUCUGAACAUUCUACACGUAGACUUGCUCUCUUUUAUGCUCAGUGUUAUUUUAAAACAGCCGUUAUGAGGAGACGAUAUUGGAAGAAAAUCACAAGUUGAAAUAGCGGUUGAAGUGAGAUCACACUCUCGGCAGAGACUACUUUUACUGCUGUUUAUUAUGUCCAUUCCUGUUAAAUUGACUGUGAUUUAAGGAUAUUCAUAGACAUAGGCUUCUCGAAAAGAUUCGUUUCUAUCGGUUAUUAUUAUAAUUAUUGUCGCGGACAGUCGCCUUCGCCGAGUGAUAUGUAUUCCGUUGCGAUUAUUAUUUUUUAUUCGGAUUAGCAUACUCUCGUCUAGUCGAGGUCACAGGCGGAGACUUCUAUAGAUCGAUAGGCGAUUUCGCGUUGUUCGCAUAUCUUCGUCAACUAUGCUAGGGAGACACGAUGAGAUGGAAGAAAGAAACGCGCAACGUUCGGUAUGUGUACGUGUCGUGUGCGCGUACGUAAAUAUACGUAUAACAGAGCGAAUGGGAAACCAAGCAUAAACAAGCCAAGAGUAAUACUUUGAUAUUUUACGAUAUAUACUCCUGACAGACCUCGCAUAUUUUAUUUAUAAGUCGUCUUCUCGGAGAGAUGUGGACGGUUUUCGACACUUACGCGCGAGCGACGAUCAUCCUCGCCAUUGCAUUACUCGUCUCGAAGUAGUCAAAAAAAAAAAAGAAAAGAUUAGACUCUCGUGAUUUACCGCCUCUCAUCACACCGGGCCCGACGUCACUGUUCACCGAAGCACCGAUCAUAGGCCGAAGAUCGAUCGAUCGAUCAUUUUCACGCACGAUCGACAUGUCUCACGCUCGCUCAUCCAUCCCAUCGAAUGUACAACCGCGUCAGUCUUGGAUCGCACGUUUCAGCGGUGAAUUGUUGGAUCCGUGAAAGAAGAAAAGUAAGGAAGGAAGUGUCACGUACGCACGAAUCGCAGCUUCACUGGGAAAUCAAACGCCGGGAAGAGACACGAGCUCUUUCAUCAGUCUGUCGACUGAUCAUCGAUACAUUACUAUGAAAGCCGACAAACUGCCAUUGUUACGAUUGACACAAGUCAGACUCGACGGUAAGAUGAAAAUGUGCCUGAGACGUUCCUCGGCUGACUCUUACAUCACUCAAAAUGCACAUUUUCAUCACACGUUUCGAGCACGAGUCACGCUCAAUUCUCGAUCAUGAUGAUGAUGAUGAUGAUGAUGAUGAUGAUGAUGAUGAUGAUGAUGAUGAUGAUGAUGAUGAUGAUGAUAACCGCGUGUCCUUCGUAUGAUUCCUUAACGCGUUCAAUGCCGCAUCGUUCGUGCCGUUGAAUCGGUCUUGUAACAUGUAUCAACGGAAUAUAAAAAGAACUAUAUGUAUAUUCACAUUAUAUAUAUAUAUAUAUAUAUGUGUAUACUUAGGAAUUUACAAUAUACACAGUAUAAAGAAAGUGCAUAUUAAAGAAGAUAACAUGAUUGUGUUUGUAAAGAACGGUGCCAGUUUGCGUUAAACUUACGACUUUAGGACAUACAGUGUCUAAUUAGAUUUCCGCGAAAUUAAUCAAAAUGCAUGCGGCAUUGAGCGUUUUAAAUAUUAGCGACAGCUGAACUGAUUCACCGAGUUCUAAAUGAUAUGGAACUGUGGAUUACGGGCGAUUAUGGGCGAGCGAAACCCGAUGCGACACUGCCUCGUUAUUUAUUACACUGCGACGAAAAAUGGCCCGAUUAAGAUCCAUAUCAAUCUCCCUGUAUUACCAUUAAGGGUCGAAUUAUGUUUAUUGUAAUUGACGACGCGUGGUUCUGUAGUCUCGUGAUUUCUCGAUAAGUUUACCGAUUGCGAUUCUGACGAAAACUAACGAUCGAGGAUCUCGAUGCAUUGUGUUUUUACGAUUGUGAAGCACCGCAAGGAGACCAUCGUCUUCUGAACGCGUUAAGAUUACGAACGAGACGAUCGGACGAAAUCCAACGUACUACUAACACGAAUAAUUAGCUCGUAUUAAUUAGCGAUAUUAUUGUUUGUAAUUCAUUGGCUAUAUUAUCUCUAAUACAUCGAUAUAAUUGUAGGAGAGACGUAAGGACUUUAUCGAUACUUUCUAAUGGUAAUUUUCGAGGAUAUAGAUGUCCCCGCGGAAAACUGAAGAGUGGAAAUUAGAUAUCAGCUAUGUGUCAAGUACUACAAUUGGAAUUGCAAUAAAGGGGAUAUUUCAUGUUUGCAGAAAUGCUUGUUUAUCGAUUUAAUGUCAAUCAG
Harpegnathos saltator (Jerdon's jumping ant) is the source of this 6751-nucleotide messenger RNA. RefSeq names its product enolase-phosphatase E1 (gene Enoph). The transcript has 6 exons. Bases 190 to 2376 code for a protein of 728 amino acids. Gene Ontology annotation, molecular function: magnesium ion binding; acireductone synthase activity. Lineage: Eukaryota; Metazoa; Arthropoda; Insecta; Hymenoptera; Formicidae. The record is from RefSeq and is a predicted model, not a curated record.